AUGUAUGUUAUGGAGACACGCCGUGCCUCCAUGACGCACGGAGACACGGAACGUGUCUCCGUGUCUCACGGAAUGAUGUUGGAGGAUCAGGUGGCGUAUUUGCUACAUAGGUAUUUGGGGAACUAUAUCAGAGGACGCAAUAAAGAAGCCCUAAAAAUCAGUGUCUGGCGAGUCUACGUCGAUAUUUUGACAUUGGAAUCCAAUACGGAGAGGCUUGCGAGAAGAGGAUUACCACAGAAUAGCAAGAUUGUGGCUACUUACACUAACAGUCCAGAUGUUCUCCUUUGGGAUGUUGAAAGUCAGCCUAAUCGGCACCCUGUUUUAGGUGCCUCAGCAUCCUGUCCAGAUCUGGUACUUACUGGUCACCAAGAUAAUGCUGAAUUUGCACUUGCCAUGUGCCCAGCAGAACCUUUUGUGCUAUCUGGAGCAUCUGAUUACGUUACCGGAGAAUUAAAUUUCCGACUCUAUGCGCCCUACUCAAUGUUACCGACAAUGACUGUGCAAGAGCAUCAAGGAAAUGAUAAAUCGUGUGUGUGGCAUGUUGCGGAUUUUGCAGAUGGAGCGUUGAAGGAGGAGACUUUUGCUAUUUGGUUUGCCUCCGUGGAAAAUUGCAAAUCUUUCAAAGAUAAGAUUGAAGAAAUCACUGAAUCUCUAGCAAAAAAAACUGGGGAUAGUGAAGAAGACACUACUGCUGCCAACCUAUAG
Molecule: messenger RNA, 705 nt
Organism: Fraxinus pennsylvanica
Lineage: Eukaryota; Viridiplantae; Streptophyta; Magnoliopsida; Lamiales; Oleaceae
Source: the annotation of a GenBank genome assembly